This is a messenger RNA of Pan troglodytes (chimpanzee), 2001 nucleotides long. It is a transcript of the gene PDIA3, whose product is annotated as protein disulfide isomerase family A member 3. Gene Ontology annotation, molecular function: protein disulfide isomerase activity. Lineage: Eukaryota; Metazoa; Chordata; Mammalia; Primates; Hominidae. Gene Ontology annotation, biological process: response to endoplasmic reticulum stress; protein folding. The record is from RefSeq and is marked provisional. Gene Ontology annotation, cellular component: cell surface; endoplasmic reticulum.
ACACAGCGGCCCGAGCCGGGUUUGGGGGUUGGGACCUCCGGCUGCAGGUCCGCCGGGGCCAGACGCGCGAGCGCAAGCAGCGGGUUAGUGGUCGCGCGCCCGACCUCCGCAGUCCCAGCCGAGCCGCGACCCUUCCGGCCGUCCCCACCCCACCUCGCCGCCAUGCGCCUCCGCCGCCUAGCGCUGUUCCCGGGUGUGGCGCUGCUUCUUGCCGCGGCCCGCCUCGCCGCUGCCUCCGACGUGCUAGAACUCACGGACGACAACUUCGAGAGUCGCAUCUCCGACACGGGCUCUGCGGGCCUCAUGCUCGUCGAGUUCUUCGCCCCCUGGUGUGGACACUGCAAGAGACUUGCACCUGAGUAUGAAGCUGCAGCUACCAGAUUAAAAGGAAUAGUCCCAUUAGCAAAGGUUGAUUGCACUGCCAACACUAACACCUGUAAUAAAUAUGGAGUCAGUGGAUAUCCAACCCUGAAGAUAUUUAGAGAUGGUGAAGAAGCAGGUGCUUAUGAUGGACCUAGGACUGCUGAUGGAAUUGUCAGCCACCUGAAGAAGCAAGCAGGACCAGCUUCAGUGCCUCUCAGGACUGAGGAAGAAUUUAAGAAAUUCAUUAGUGAUAAAGAUGCCUCUAUAGUAGGUUUUUUCGAUGAUUCAUUCAGUGAGGCUCACUCCGAGUUCCUAAAAGCAGCCAGCAACUUGAGGGAUAACUACCGAUUUGCACAUACGAAUGUUGAGUCUCUGGUGAACGAGUAUGAUGAUAAUGGAGAGGGUAUCAUCUUAUUUCGUCCUUCACAUCUCACUAACAAGUUUGAGGACAAGACUGUGGCAUAUACAGAGCAAAAAAUGACCAGUGGCAAAAUUAAAAAGUUUAUCCAGGAAAACAUUUUUGGUAUCUGCCCUCACAUGACAGAAGACAAUAAAGAUUUGAUACAGGGCAAGGACUUACUUAUUGCUUACUAUGAUGUGGACUAUGAAAAGAAUGCUAAAGGUUCCAACUACUGGAGAAACAGGGUAAUGAUGGUGGCAAAGAAAUUCCUGGAUGCUGGGCACAAACUCAACUUUGCUGUAGCUAGCCGCAAAACCUUUAGCCAUGAACUUUCUGAUUUUGGCUUGGAGAGCACUGCUGGAGAGAUUCCUGUUGUUGCUAUCAGAACUGCUAAAGGAGAGAAGUUUGUCAUGCAGGAGGAGUUCUCGCGUGAUGGGAAGGCUCUGGAGAGGUUCCUGCAGGAUUACUUUGAUGGCAAUCUGAAGAGAUACCUGAAGUCUGAACCUAUCCCAGAGAGCAAUGAUGGGCCUGUGAAGGUAGUGGUAGCAGAGAAUUUUGAUGAAAUAGUGAAUAAUGAAAAUAAAGAUGUGCUGAUUGAAUUUUAUGCCCCUUGGUGUGGUCACUGUAAGAACCUGGAGCCCAAGUAUAAAGAACUUGGCGAGAAGCUCAGCAAAGACCCAAAUAUCGUCAUAGCCAAGAUGGAUGCCACAGCCAAUGAUGUGCCUUCUCCAUAUGAAGUCAGAGGUUUUCCUACCAUAUACUUCUCUCCAGCCAACAAGAAGCUAAAUCCAAAGAAAUAUGAAGGUGGCCGUGAAUUAAGUGAUUUUAUUAGCUAUCUACAAAGAGAAGCUACAAACCCCCCUGUAAUUCAAGAAGAAAAACCCAAGAAGAAGAAGAAGGCACAGGAGGAUCUCUAAAGCAGUAGCCAAACACCACUUUGUAAAAGGACUCUUCCAUCAGAGAUGGGAAAACCAUUGGGGAGGACUAGGACCCAUAUGGGAAUUACUACCUCUCAGGGCCGAGAGGACAGAAUGGAUAUAAUCUGAAUCCUGUUAAAUUUUCUCUAAACUGUUUCUUAGCUGCACUGUUUAUGGAAAUACCAGGACCAGUUUAUGUUUGUGGUUUUGGGAAAAAUUAUUUGUGUUGGGGGAAAUGUUGUGGGGGUGGGGUUGAGUUGGGGGUAUUUUCUAAUUUUUUUGUACAUUUGGAACAGUGACAAUAAAUGAGACCCCUUUAAA